This is a messenger RNA of Megalobrama amblycephala (Wuchang bream), 2549 nucleotides long. RefSeq names its product hereditary hemochromatosis protein homolog. Gene Ontology annotation, biological process: immune response. The coding region runs from base 98 to 1114 and encodes 338 amino acids. NCBI's taxonomy places the organism in Eukaryota, Metazoa, Chordata, Actinopteri, Cypriniformes, Xenocyprididae. The record is from RefSeq and is a predicted model, not a curated record. The transcript is spliced from 7 exons. Gene Ontology annotation, cellular component: external side of plasma membrane.
GAGCUCUUUUGCAGGUCUGCUUGUAAAUAAACAGCCAGUCGAGAUACAGUUUCACUUACGUUUCGAGUAUAAAAAAUACUCAAUAAAUAUCCGAGACAUGGCUAUAAUUCUGAUCCUGCUCUUACUGUCAAUCCCAGCAGUUACUUCAAAAGGUUCUCACUCUUUAAUGUUGCUUCUCACAUACAUUAAAGGAGAAACACCAUUUCCUGUAUUUAGUGUCAUAUUUGUGUUGGAUGACAUCACAGUGGGAUAUUAUAAUUCAGAAACAAAGAUCUACAUUGCAAGAGGAAAUACUACUGAUGAAGAUGAUGUAGUGGAUCCAAAUCACCUCAGUACUAUAAGUGACUAUGUGCGUGGCUAUUUAAUGAGAAGAUCAAAUCAUCUGAGACCUGCCAACAAUACAGAAAGUCAUGUAGUUUAUCAGGUGCUGGGUCUUUGUGAACAGAGAGAUGAUAAACCUACUCAAAUGAUUACCAAAAGUGCUUAUAGAGGCUCUACGACUGACGAACUGCGUUUUUUUGAUGGUAAAUUCACAUAUCAGGGUACUUUAAAUUACACUGCACAAGAAAUAAAACCCUAUUUAGAACUGUCCAUGUGGCGUCUUGAGACGGUAUACUACCCAGCCUGCAUAAAAACCCUGCAGAGUUACCUUAAAAAGAGAGGAACACAAGUAAAAAGAAAAGUGAAACCGCGAGUCAGACUCAUUCAGAAAUCAAACUCAGAUUCUGGAGGGUUUCGUGUGAGUUGUUUGGCGACAGGAUUUUACCCUCGUCACAUCAACCUGACCCUGUUCAGAGAUGGACAGCCUGUAUCUGAUCAUGAGAUCACUGGAGGAGAUCUGCUGCCCAAUGGUGACGGGACGUACCAGAUGAGGAAGAGUCUGGAGAUCAGUGCAGACAAACACAAAUACACCUGCUCUGCCACACACCUCAGUCUGGACAACAAACUGGACGUCACUUUGGAGUAUGAUCACGGGGAACCAUUUAAAUCAGUGAUUCCUUCAGUUCUGACGGUUGUAGCUCUGAUGGUGUUUGGAGUUGCAGUUGCUAUAACUUCAUGGAAAAGACGACGUGCAGAUUCAAUUAAAAGUGUCUAUUCUGCUGCUUCUAAAUAAUUUUCAUUUUCAGCAUCUGAAGAAAGUGUGGACACAACAUAGAAAUCGAUUUGAAUGCCAUGAUACAAAGUGGGAUAUUCCAAAAAACAUGUUACCUACACAAUUUUCCUCAUAAUUUAUUGGUUGAGACCUAAUUUGUUUGUUUGUAUAUAUCAUUCUUUAAUGUUGUACAUUUUUUGAUGUUAUAUAAAAAUUAAAUUGGCUUUCUACACUUUAAUACUGUACAAACCUAAUGAGCCAUAUUAAAUCAUAUUUGUGUCGCUGUACAUAUGCUGAAGAAAAUGUUUGAUAAUUUUCUGAAGACAGCUUAAUUCAUCAUUUGGGACAUAAAGAAGUAAGUUUAGUUGAUAGGUGGACUGAACUAAAGCUAUUUAAUGUAUCUAAACAAUGUAUGUAGUGAGAUCUGGUGGUCGGAUUGAGUAAUAAAGCAAAAUUAAGAAAUACAAAGUGUGGCUAUAGUAGUUUAGGUAGUAGGAACAUUCACAAAAGAUUAGAAGAGGAUGGAAAACAUGUUAAGAUACAUUACAUUUUUGGAAUUGGAGCCAAAUGGGCAUUAGGUCUAUAGUCCACUGUUCAUUGCAUUUUCAGUGCCACUUUGGCUCCAAACCUUUGAUUUAUAUUUUAUCCUUUCAAUCGAAUAUUUCAAUGCUUUAUUGUUGUCUGAAAUAAAAUCAGAAUGUCAGGAACAUCCAAAUAGUGUCCAAACAGACAAUAUAUUAAGCAUAGUUACUCCCUUUUUUUACCUGUUUAAAAACCUUCCCUAUUCUCAACCAGAAAAACAACAUUCCAACAGGGAGUGUUUACCCAUCUACUUUACUAAAAAUGUGAUGACAUUAUUAGGUCAAACAAAUCACCUUAACCAAUUCAGAAUCUGUGUUUGAUUUACAGAUGAUUUUUAUGGUCAUUUUAUCAAAAAUAUCUUAAUUUGUGUUCUGAAGAUGAACAAAGGUCUUACGGGUGUGGAAUGACAUGAGGGUGUGUAAUUAAUGACAGAAAAUGAAUUUUUGGGUGAACUAACCCUUAAACCAUUGCGUUCAUAUUCUGGGCUCAUCUCGCCUAAUACUCAAUAAGGUGUAUGCUGAAUUUGGUCUUUUAAUAUCACUGUAUUAGUACAUUAACCCCCAGUUUCACAGACAAAAUUUAAGCUAGUCCCAGACUAAAAUGCAUGUUUAAUCUGUUAAAGCAACAUGCACUGAUGAAUCUUAAAAUAUGUCAGUACAACUGCUUUGUCUCAAGAUGAACACCAGUAAUGUUUUUCAUUCCAAGGCACGUUUAUGAAAGCUACUUAAUUGAACUAAGGCUUAAUCCUGGCUUAAUCUAAACCCUGUCUGUGAAACCAGGCCUGGAUGUUUUGCCUGUCAGGUCUCAGUGCCAGUCACAUGACUGGAAACUAUGAAUUCAGAGCAGUGGCGGCUAGUGCAAAAAUGUUUUGGUG